AUGAAUUCGACGCAAGAUGAAGUACGCAGCAGUAGAAAGCUUUGGAUGGCAUCUCUGCAAGGAGGAAGUUUUCGAGAGUCGUAUGGAAUGAGCAAAAUUCUUCCAUAUUUGUAUUUAGGUAGUUUACGUGAUGCAAAUGAUGUGGAGCAACUUGAUGCGAAUGAGAUUUCACACGUGGUAUCAAUACAUGAGUUGAGUGGGUGUGCUAACAAUGUUUUGAAAGAUCGUGAUGUGCUGCAUAUACGUGUAGCUGAUGCAUCUGAAGCAAAUAUUCGUGAACAUUUUGCUGAGACUGCGGCUUUUAUUCAUCGUGCUCGUCUUUCUAAAAAAUCAGUGUUGGUACAUUGCAUUGCUGGAGUAAGUCGGAGUGUAUGUAUUGUAGCUUCCUAUCUUAUUGUGGCUUGUGAUUUGGGUUAUGCUGCUGCUUUAGCAUACAUCGUUAGCAAGCGACCUUGUGCUAAUCCGAAUUUUGGAUUUCGUAUGCAACUUGCUGAUUAUGCGCAAGAGAAUGCAUCAUCCGAAGCAUUUUCUUUGAAAGCCCAGUUUACUAGCGAAGAAUGUGAUGACUUGAAGGAGGCUGAUAAGCAGUUCCUGUCAAAUUACUGCACAGCUUCAUUACUGGAUAAAACAAUGGUAUCUUGA
This is a messenger RNA of Thelazia callipaeda (thelaziosis nematode), 642 nucleotides long. Lineage: Eukaryota; Metazoa; Nematoda; Chromadorea; Rhabditida; Thelaziidae. The record is from the annotation of a GenBank genome assembly.